AUGAAAUCUUUCAAAGGCUACGAGAGAGUUUGGUAUCCUCCGAUGAAUGAAGAAAGUUCUCUGAAUUAUUCUUCUUCAAAUCAACAUGAAAAAUUCCCAUUUUCUUUAAUAUCCUAUAAUAUUCUUGCUCAGGCACUUUGUAAUAGACAGGGAUCACAGAAAUACUUGACCAAGUCACAAGCAAGGUGGAAUAUUAGAAGAAAUAAUUUAUUGAAUGAAAUUUCGCAUUAUAAUUCCGAUUUGAUUUCAUUACAGGAAUGUGAUUUUUAUGAUAGUUUUUGGAAAUCAGAAUUGGAAAGAUUGGGAUAUGAAACAUUGUAUAGUCAACAAUUUAAUUGUGAAAAGAAUUAUCAACCAAUGCCAUAUGGAUUAUUGACAGCUUUCAAAAAGGACAAAUUUAAAUUAUUGGAAUUUGUUGUUUUGGAUUAUCAGAAGGAAGCUUUAAAAGAUGUCAAUAUUACUGAUAUUGAAAUUUACGAAGCCAAGCUGAGUGGAAAUAUUGCUCUCAUUAGUGUACUAUCACCGAUUGACCAUCCUGAGAAGGUUCUUAUCCUUUCUAAUACUCAUCUCUAUUGGAGACCAGCAUGCAAUUCAGUUCGUGUCAGACAAGCACUCAUUCUCAUGCAAACAGUUCAGAAACUGAAAGAAACCUAUGAUAGCCAAUCGUCGUACGAAUCGGUUGAGUAUGUCUGUACCGGGGACUAUAACACUUCUCCGAAUGAUCCACCCUAUAUUCUCCUAACAACAAGGAACCCCUCAAAUAAUGAACCUUUCAAGGGCGAUUACAAUGCUGUAAAAUUGUGGGAGGUUAUCAAUAAUGGAACAGAUGACGAAUUUAUUAAGGAAUUUCCUCUUGUGUUUGUUGAGGAAAUCAAGUUGGUUUUGGAAUCCAAGUUACAAAUGGAGUCGUCAUUACAACUAACCUCAAAUAGUAUAACUGUGGCUGAUCCAUUAAACGGCCAAGAUUGCACGUCAAUAGACACUGUAUCUCGAGAAUCAACAGAGGAAUGCAACCAGGGUAUUAAGGAUACUGUUGUUUCCCAAGAGGAGGUUGAGAGAAUUUUCAAAGAGCAAUACCAGCAACGAAUCAGAAACAUUAAGCAGUGUAUUCAUCAAUUUUCUUUAUCUCUCCCUAUUAUUUCCCUUUAUACAUUCUAUAAUAGUCACUGUGACAAGGAAGAAGAUAUUAAGGCCAUGAAGGUACACGAAAGGUGGAGCAAUAAUGACUUACCCUAUACCACAUAUACGCCUCAUUAUAUUUCCACUCUGGAUUAUGUAUUUGUUAGUGAAAAUUCCACACUUUCAUUAACACAUCUCUUAUCUGUUCCGACACCUCAACAAAUUCAAGAGGAACACUCACAACUAACUCAAUUGUUGGAAGAGAAGGAUUCUGGAGAUAGUCUCGUUUGGAUUCCAAACGAUAUUCACUCAUCUGAUCACUUUAGUUUGGGAGUAAGGAUGUCCCAAUAA
Naegleria gruberi is the source of this 1470-nucleotide messenger RNA. RefSeq lists its product as uncharacterized. NCBI's taxonomy places the organism in Eukaryota, Heterolobosea, Eutetramitea, Acrasida, Naegleriidae. The record is from RefSeq and is a predicted model, not a curated record. Bases 1 to 1470 code for a protein of 489 amino acids. The transcript has a single exon. Gene Ontology annotation, molecular function: 3'-5'-RNA exonuclease activity.